CCCAACAACAUGCAUCUCGCCAAUGUGCUCAGUUCCUGCUGCCUCUUAGUGCUCCUGGGCGCUCUGGCGACCCGGGCAGCCCGUGAAGACCCCGUUGAGAAGGUCAUAGAAGGGUUCAGCCGAGGGCUGAGCAAUGCAGAGAGAGAGGUAGGCAAGGCCCUCGAAGGCAUCAACAAUGGAAUCACUCAAGCCGGAAGAGAAGUGGAAAAAAUUUUUAAUGAACUUAGCAACAUGGGCGGCCAUGCCGGCAAGAACGUGGAACAUGGCUUGGACAAAGUAGCCCACGGUGUCAACAGUGGAAUCGAAAACGCAGAAAAGGAAGCAACGAAGUUUACCCAUGGGGUCAACCACGCCGCUGGACAGGUCGGGAAGGAGACAAACAAAAUCAUCCACCAUGGGGUGAACCAGGGGGCCAGCGAGGCAGAGAAGUUAGGUCAGGGGGCCCACCAUGCUUUUGGUCAGGCUGGGAAAGAGGCAGAGAAGUUUGGUCAGGGGGCCCACCAUGCUUUUGGUCAGGGGAGUAGUGAGGCAGAGAAGUUUGGUCAGGGGGCCCACCAUGCUUUUGGUCAGGCUGGGAAAGAGGCAGAGAAGUUUGGUCAGGGGGCCCACCAUGCUUUUGGUCAGGCUGGGAGAGAGGCAGAGAAGUUUGGUCAGGGGGCCCACCAUGCUUUUGGUCAGGGGAGUAGUGAGGCAGAGAAGUUAGGUCAGGGGGCCCACCAUGCUUUUGGUCAGGCUGGGAAAGAGGCAGAGAAGUUUGGUCAGGGGGCCCACCAUGCUUUUGGUCAGGCUGGGAGAGAGGCAGAGAAGUUUGGUCAGGGGGCCCACCAUGCUUUUGGUCAGGGGAGUAGUGAGGCAGAGAAGUUUGGUCAGGGGGCCCACCAUGCUUUUGGUCAGGCUGGGAGAGAGGCAGAGAAGUUUGGUCAGGGGGCCCACCAUGCUUUUGGUCAGGCUGGGAAAGAGGCAGAGAAGUUUGGUCAGGGAGUCCACCAUGCUUUUGGUCAGGGGAGUAGUGAAGCAGAGAAGUUUGGUCAGGGGGCCCACCAUGCUUUCAGUCAGGCUGGGAGAGAGGCAGAGAAGUUUGGUCAGGGGGCCCACCAUGCUUUUGGUCAGGCUGGGAGAGAGGCAGAGAAGUUUGGUCAGGGGGCCCACCAUGCUUUUGGUCAGGGGAGUAGUGAGGCAGAGAAGUUUGGUCAGGGGGCCCACCAUGCUUUCGGUCAGGCUGGGAAAGAGGCAGAGAAGUUUGGUCAGGGGGCCCACCAUGCUUUCGGUCAGGCUGGGAAAGAGGCAGAGAAGUUUGGUCAGGGAGUCCACCAUGCUUUUGGUCAGGGGAGUAGUGAAGCAGAGAAGUUAGGUCAGGGGGCCCACCAUGCUUUUGGUCAGGCUGGGAGAGAGGGAGGCAAACUGGUACAAGGGGCUAAUCAGGGACUUAGCCAUUCUGCAAUGGAGGCACAGCAGUUUGGUCACGCCCAUGGGCAUGGCUACUAUGCUGCAGGACAGACUUGGCAAGAAGGGGACAGAGUGAUGUAUCCUGGGGUCAACCAGGCUGGGGAGGAGAUGGAACCGUCUGGCCAGGGUGUCCUCCAUACCGUUGAACAGGCUGAGAAGCAAACAGAGAAAGUGGCUCAUGGGGUCCAAACUGGGGUCAACCAGGCCGGGAAGGAGGCGCAGAAAGUUGGCCAAGGGGUCAACUAUACCGCUGGUCAGGCCGGAAAGGAAACGGAGAAGCUGGGCCAAGGUGUCCACCAUGCUGCUGGCCAGGCCGGGAAGGAAAUGAACAGGUUGCAGCAAGAUGUUCAUAAUGGGGUCAACCAAACCAGCAAGGAGGCCAACCAGCUGCUGAAUGGGUCUCACCAAGGUCAAGGAGGGUACGGAGGCCAUCACGGAGGGGCCGCAACCACUACAGUAGUAUCUGGGGCCUCGGUCAACAAGCCAUUUAUCAGCUUCCCAGCUCUGUGGAGGAGUAUCGCCGCCAUCAUGCCCUAAACUGAUGCCCAGGCAACAGAACAUCCCUGUUGUCACACCAGCUGAAACAACCCAGAGGAGCGGGGGCUUGGGGAGAGCUUCCUGGGUGCCCUGGACGGCUGUUUUGAGCUUUGUGAAUAAAC
Molecule: messenger RNA, 2105 nt
Organism: Apodemus sylvaticus (European woodmouse)
Lineage: Eukaryota; Metazoa; Chordata; Mammalia; Rodentia; Muridae
Gene: Sbsn
Product: suprabasin
Exons: 4
Coding region: 10-1983 (657 amino acids)
Source: RefSeq, a predicted model, not a curated record